AUGCCUUUAGAGAUACAACCACUACUUAAUUUUAGUACCCUUCAUCGCUCUACUGGAUCAUCUAGGCAUUUUGGUGCCAGUUCCUCGCCGGGAAUGUUUGUUUUAGCAAAUACCACAGUAGCGGUGCCACUGACAGUUAUCAUCGUUGUCGUAGCGAGUAUUAACUGCAUCCAUUUUCUCUUACAGUUGGAGAACAUCAGUGCGUCCCUGGCUUACCUUGCUGGGGUCGGGGUGGCCCUCGACGGUCUUACGGCCAAAGAUAUUAAAGACGGCAAUCUCAAGGCCAUCCUCUCGCUCUUCUUUGCUCUCUCCAGAUAUAAGCAACAGCAAAAGCAAGCACAACAGGAACGAAAAGAACUCGAGAAACUAAGAGAGAAGAAGCAGGAGAGCGAAAUGGUGACGACCGCAGCAUCAAAGUAAGUUAUCUUACGAGACUUACAUCAUUCUCCUAAU
Cherax quadricarinatus is the source of this 453-nucleotide messenger RNA. NCBI's taxonomy places the organism in Eukaryota, Metazoa, Arthropoda, Malacostraca, Decapoda, Parastacidae. The record is from RefSeq and is a predicted model, not a curated record.